Molecule: messenger RNA, 5836 nt
Organism: Trematomus bernacchii (emerald rockcod)
Lineage: Eukaryota; Metazoa; Chordata; Actinopteri; Perciformes; Nototheniidae
Gene: aff2
Product: AF4/FMR2 family, member 2
Biological process (GO): regulation of RNA splicing
Cellular component (GO): nuclear speck; nucleus
Molecular function (GO): G-quadruplex RNA binding
Source: RefSeq, a predicted model, not a curated record
AUGAGGUCAUCUGGAGUCAGACCGCAGCGCCCUGAAGAGGAGGGAGUGGGAGAGGAGGAACAGGAGGUCCAACAGGAUGAAGACCUGUUCUCCACCGGAUUCAACCUGUUCGGAGAACCUUAUAAAACCAAUAAAGGUGAUGCGUUGGCCAAUCGCGUCCAGAACACGCUGGGCUCCUACGAAGAAAUGAAAGACCUUUUAACCAGCCAUUCGAACCAGAGCCACUUGGUGGGAAUCCCCAAAGGCAGCAACAACCCACAGACCCCGACCACUUCAACGACGGAGAGGCCCACCAUGGAGCCCCAGCUCUUCAACGAAGCCCUGAGAGGAGGAACAGCUGGAGGAGGAGGAGAUGGAGGUGGAGGUGGGGACAAGAGGAUGGGAAAUGCUUCCACCUCAUCGUCAACUUCCAUGCAACCCCCUGCUUCGACCACAUCGUCAACAAGCUCCACAACAAUCCCACAUCAGAAUUCGAAAAAGUCCCGAAGUUCUAUGGACUGGUCGAAACACGGACAGAGCACCCAGGGAGCGGGCCUCGUUCUGGGGUUAGCGCAGAAGGGGCAGGGCCAGGUCACCACAGCAACCAGUGGAAGAGGGAACAUUUCUUUAUUAGAGGAACAGCAACUGCAAAGGCAUGAAGAGCUGUUCAGCUCACUAAAAGAUGAACUUGGUCUUAAAGGGGACUCUAGCCCUUCUUCUUCCUCCUCGUCCUCCUCUUCCUCGUCUUCUUCUAGGAGAAGACACCCUUCACAUCCCUCCAAAACUCUUCCUCUCCCAGAUGGUGGCAAUUUUCGAUCCUCCACCAUGGACGGUGGCCAUUUUAAGUCUUCCACUAACACAGAAAAUGAUGGACAUUUUAAAUCCUCCCCGUUUGAAAACGUGACGGGUUCUCACCUGUCUACUUGCUCCUCGCCGCUGGCUUCAACAUCAGUUCUGACCACGCCCACUCCCGGUCUAACCACGCCCACAUCUGGACUGACCACCCCCACCUUCCCACCUGGUAGCCUAUCAGGGAAGCCCAUCGCAAUCCAGCAGAAGCCCACAGCGUACGUUCGACCAAUGGAUGGCCAGGACCAGGCGCCCAGUGACUCCCCCCAGCUCAAACCCCCUCUAGUGGCCACAGAGGACUUUAACAACGGUCAGGCUUACGGAGGAAACUCUGGGAACGCCAAGAAUAAACUGCCAAAACUGAGUCUCGGCCACACAGGGGAGGUCAGCCUACCAAAUGACUCCAGCUGUGUUGAAGAGAUUUUGCGGGAGAUGACCCACUCCUGGCCUCCUCCUCUCACUGCCAUACACACUCCUGGGAAGGCUGAGCAGACCAAGUUCCCCAUCCCAAACAAGGAGUCGCAGCAUGUGACCUCGGGCUACAACACCCAGAAGAGAUGUACUGUAUCAGCUAACAAGCCUGCUGCGAAACCUCCAACUGCACCACAGAAGUCAAUGCUGGAGGAUGACCUGAAGAUCAGCAGCGACGAGGAGGAGGCCGAACAGCAGGUGUCUGACAAGCCCAAAGCCCGAGGCACAGCCAUAAGUGCGGCGUCGGGGAGCAGCAGCGAAUCAGAGAGCAGCUCGGAGUCGGACACAGACGAAUCAGAGAGCAGCUCCAGUGACAGCGAGUACAAUCAGGCCUCGCGCACACACACUCCAGAGCCCGAGCCCUCCGCCAACAAGUGGCAGUUAGACAGCUGGUUGAAUAAAGUCCAAGCUCAAACCAAACCCCUGCUUCCCCUUCAGCAAGAACAUGCCACAGGCGCCAUCCCCCGGCGUGCUUCUCCAGGGAGAGAAGCACCAGGAGUGGGUACAGCUGUCAAGACUAAGCCCUGUGGAUCCACCAGCACCCCUGCUCCUGCUGCACCCACGCUCGAACACAAAGAACCCCGAGGAGCCUUAUGCCCGGGCAGAGAGAAAGCCAAGGCCAAGCUGAGCCAGAAGGCCUCCGGGGAGGGUCAGAGGUCAAAGAUGAGGAUGUCACCGGGCCUGUUGUCAGGGCCGGAGGUCACGACCCCGAGGAGGAUCACCACAGGGAAGAAACAGCCCAGACGGACGGAGAGGUCAAACAGUGUGGAGGAGAAUCAGAGCCAGACGUGGAGCAGAACAAACCAGCAGAGCCCUGCAGCGAGGGAGAAGGACCUGUUGCCUCCUCCCUCCCUGGAGCUUCAAAACCCCCCGAGGCCACGCAGCAAACCCCCCAGUGGGAAAACAGCCCCCAGGAAAGAGCCUCGCAGUGCUACCAACACAAACAACAACACAAACAACAACACAGCGACUCUACCAGCCGCACUCCAGCAAACCCCCGCGCCAAUUCCUGCUGUCAGUGUAAACCAGGACAAGAAGAAACACAGAGGCCCAAGCACCAAAAUCACCCCAAAGUCCCGAGAGUUCAUCGAAACAGAUUCCUCGUCCUCAGAAUGCCACUCGGAUUCGGAGGAGGCGAUCAAAGUCCCCGCUCUGCCUCCUCAGACUGCGCGCUCUGCCAUCAGCACACACACUCUGUCCAGCGCGCACACACACACUCCUCUACUCCCGUGUCUCGCCUCUGCCGGCAGUAUGGGACCCUCGGGGGGGAAGGGGCUCCGGGUCAAAGACAGUAGCAGCGGGAUAGCUAACGGUAGCAGCAGUAACGGUAGCAUCGGGGCUUGUGGGAACACCCUGAGCGUUAGCAACAUUAGCGGCUCAUUUGGCCCCUCUGUACCUGAUCCUGGGGGGUCAGGGGUCCCAUGCAAAGAGUCCAUGUCUCCCCCGUCCAAUAUCGGAAACGAGGCGCCCCUGUCUCCGCUCAGGGAAUACCAAGAAGUCCAGAGUUUAUGGGUGAAAAUUGACCUGAGCUUUCUCAGCAGGGUGCCUGGCCAGGGUCCGGGGGACAGAGCCAAAGUAGAGAGGGACGGAAGUGAGAGACAGGGGGAGAGGACAGAGAGACAGAAGCAGGCAGAGAGAGAGAGGCAGAAGCUUCCUAAAGCUGAGAAACAGGAAGAGGAGAAUGAGCGAUUAGCGCAGGACAGAGAGAGGCAGAUGGACAGAGAGGACAGGGGGGAGAGGGAGAAGGUGUGCCAAGGUCUGGGGGUCCUGGAUACCCCCCCUGUGCUGGAGCAGAGUAAUCCCAGGCUGGCAGGCAGGACAGAGAGAGCAGAGAGCGGAGGCAAACACAGGGUGCCGGCAGCAGGAACCAUGGUGGUCCCCGCAGAGAAACACACCAGCAAGAGCAAGAGGAAACACAAGACAGAGCACAGCGAGGCAUCAGUCAACGGCAAUAAGAAGCUGCGGUUGGACAAAGACUGUCUGCUCCUCCCACCAUGCAUCUCUCCAAUACACAACCACACGAACAGCACCACAGACAGCUCAUUAAACAGGAAGCAGUCUCGGCGGCGCGACGACAAGCUGCUCCCCCCCCUCCUGUCCCCGCUCUCUGACGGCCCCCCUCGGAAAGGAACGUGUGACAGCAGUUCCUCUCUCAGCCAGGAGGGCGCUGCCACGCUGCCCUGCUCCUCCUCUUCCUCCUCCUCUUCCUCACACAGACACAGGAGAGGGGAAGAAAAGGCGUCAUCACAUGCGAGGAACGGCAGCGAAGUUGAUACCCGCAAUGAGAAGCCCAGUGGAGACAGUUACCAUGCCAACGGACCGUCAGACUCGGAGGUGUGGUCGGAACCUCGCCGACCCAGACUGUCAUUCAGCGACACAGUCCACAGUGCUGACUACUACAUGCAGGAGGCCAAGAGACUGAAGCACAAGGCCGAUGCUCUGGUGGAUAAGUUUGGUAAAGCGGUGAACUACGCAGACGGCGCGCUCUCCUUCAUUGAUUGUGGAAACGCAAUGGAGCGAGAUCCACUGGAGGCUAAAUCUCCGUACACCAUGUACUCUGAGACCGUGGAGCUGAUCAGGUACGCCAUGAGGCUCAAGAACUUCGCCAGCCACUCAGCCACCGUCGCUGAGAAGAAGCUCGCCGUGUUGUGUAACCGCUGUCUGUCUCUGCUGUAUCUGAGGAUGUUCCAUCUGAAGAAAGACCACGCUGUCAAGUACUCACGGUCGCUCAUGGAGUACUUCAAGAAUUCAGCCAAGACUUCUCACCAAGCACCCUCUCCCUGGAGGACUAAUGGCAAGGUGAAUGGGACUCCCUCUCCCCUCUCUCUCAGCCCCUCCCCAGCCAGCAGUGUAGGUGGAGGAGCAGGAGGAGGGUCUGGAGGGGCCCCGGGCUCCUCAGGAAGCGUGGCUAUUCCCCAACGGAUCCACCACAUGGCUGCCAGUCACGUUAACAUCACCAACAACAUCCUGCGGAGCUACGAACACUGGGAGACAGCAGACAGGCUGGCCUCUGACAGCCUAGAGUUCUUCCAGGAGCUGGACUCUGCGAUGGAGCCGCUGAGUCAGCAGAGCAGCAUGACGGAGCUGGUCCGAUACAUCCGGCAGGGGCUCCACUGGCUCCGUUCAGAGGCCCACCUGCUGUAAGAACUGGACCCCAGCCAACAUGUAAAAAAGAAAAAAAAGAGAGCGAAACGGGCCUCUGGGCUAGAACUGGGAUAACAAGUGAGAUGAGAGUCAUGACGAUGCUUCAGUUCCCACCGGGAUCCCUCAAAUGACCCGGCACCACCCACAGUAAUGUACCAGCAUACACUGGGUGGAUUAAUUGGGCUGAAAUUCACCUGCAAUUAGAGACUGAACAGUAAUUAAGUUUGGGAAUUUAGACUGUGAAUCACAGAACACAAAUUAGCACAUUAAACAUUUGGCUGAUUCUGCUUUUUAGAGCAACUGUGUAUCAGUGCAGGAAGCCUAACGCCCUAAAGGGACAAUACAGGCCCCUGACUAGAAAUAAAAAGCACAGAGGCAAGGUAAAAAAAUAAAUGUUUUAUAAAAGAUGUGGCUGAUGAGAUUCUGGAGUCUGGAGAAGAGGAAGGAGCUGAACAGAGGCUCACCUGCUCCAUCAGCGGCCCAGAAACGCCUCAGUUGUUGAUACUAGAAUCAAAAGCCUCGGGCUGAUAUCGAUUCAUGUGGAGUACCGGUCCAAUCCAUCAGAUAAGGAACGCUCUGGAGAAGGAAAAGAGGCUCAGCUACAUAUACUGGAGUUGAAUUGAUGGAGGCUGGAGUAGUUCUGUUUCAGUCAGAAGUUAGAAUCUUCCGCUGAGAAAUAAACUAAAAACACAGUAUCUGGUCACAAAGAUACAUUUUUGAAGUUAUGCUACUUGAGAUUUUCAUCCAAUCAACUACAUUUUUAGUGGUGUUUAUGGCUGGAAACAAUGAAUGUAUUUACUUUAAUAAGAUGCCUUUUAUUAUAAAGUAUAUCUUGCGUUUUUUUGCGAAUUCAAAUGUCGUAUACAUGCGUUGGAGAAUCACAGGAAACUAUUUGCGAAAGACCAAAGAAGGGCCACUUUUGACUGGCAUUUCAAAGAGAAAGCAUAUUUGCAUAAUUACAGAUAUUUAGCUACAGUAAUACAUAAGCUAAAUACAGAAACACUCUUGCUUUUUUUAUUCUCAUGUAUUUCUGACAGAGCAAGUAAAUAUCCCUUAAGAAACGGCACUUAACUCAGUAAACACUGUGAAGUGUUAACUCUAUUCGAUCUUUUUACAUUAAUUAGCGUAAUGCUCAUAAUUCUUCGUAUGGUUUAACAUUGUGUUAAAAGUUGGAAACAUAAGCACUUUUGCAAGUUACGACAUCAGUUGUAAACGAUGGAUUGUUUCUGUGAACCGCCGUCAACAAAAAUGUAGCGAUCGCAAGGAAAUUCCUUUCGUAAAGGAUGAUCCAGUGUAUGCUAAACUAAAGGAGAUUAUUAGGUAAGCAUGGAGGCUCCUUUCCUAUCAUCUAGACCAGCAGUUUUCAAAGUGUGAGGCGCACCUCCCUGGGGGG